AUGAUUGAACAGGACAUAUAUGUUGAUAAUAUUAUAUCGAGUGUAACUAACGAGAACAAAGCCGUACAGUUUUACAAAGAAGCCAGAGAAUUUAUUACAAAAGGUGGAUUUAAUCUCCGAUCGUGGACAUCGAACAGUCAGCUUUUACGGACAAUAGCAUGCGCUGAUAACAUACUUGACAAGGACACCAAACCGAAAGUACUAGGAAUGCGUUGGGAUGUACAAAAAGACGAACUUUGUUUUGCACAAACUGAAAUUCACUUAACAGCGGAAACAGAUAUCACUAAACGAGUGAUAUUGAAUCAAUCGUCGAAAAUAUAUGACCCAUUAGGCCUCUUGAGUCCAAUCACAAUCAGAGCAAAAUUAUUUCUCCAAGAACUUUGGCGCGAAAACUAUGAAUGGGAUCAGAUCUUACCUACAAAGUUAUGCGAAACAUGGAUUGACAUCGCAACACACAUUCAAAAGAGAAUCAAUACUGCUUUUCCGAGACGUUAUUUUACCGGUACACAAAACGAAACCAUAUCGUUAACACUACAAGUAUUUUCUGAUGUCAGCUUGAAAGCUUACAUAGCCUAUCUUUGCAAAGGGAAUGAAUCCAAAUUGAUUAUGGCGAAAACAAGAGUAGCUCCGGUUAAAAGUUUAACACUACCGCAGUUAGACUUAAUUGCAGCUGUAAAUGGCGCGAGACUUACACAACACAUUUUAUCCAUGUUUAUAAACAUUAGCAACGUAGAAUUAUGGUCUGACAGUCAAAUAGUAUUGAAUUGGCUGAUGUCGAAAAAACCUCUAAAACGAUUUAUUGCAACAGUGUAG
Mytilus trossulus (common blue mussel) is the source of this 813-nucleotide messenger RNA. RefSeq lists its product as uncharacterized. The record is from RefSeq and is a predicted model, not a curated record. NCBI's taxonomy places the organism in Eukaryota, Metazoa, Mollusca, Bivalvia, Mytilida, Mytilidae. The transcript has a single exon. The coding region runs from base 1 to 813 and encodes 270 amino acids.